Messenger RNA from Guillardia theta CCMP2712, 2334 nucleotides. RefSeq lists its product as hypothetical. Bases 1 to 2334 code for a protein of 777 amino acids. Lineage: Eukaryota; Cryptophyceae; Pyrenomonadales; Geminigeraceae. The transcript has 20 exons. The record is from RefSeq and is a predicted model, not a curated record.
AUGUGCAUUCUUUCGGGAAUUCGCGGCCUGACAGCGUUCUUGGAUCGUUUCCCUUCCGUCUGGGACACUCUCGUUUUGAAGCCACUGACUCCGGCGGAGAUCAAGGAGGGCAAGCAAAGAACGAUCAAGCUAGCUGUCGAUGGCUACGCAUUGCUCUACUACCUGUACUUCUCCAAUAACUUCAACUGUGUCUGUGGAGGACAGUAUGGGCAGUUUGCAGAGUUCACGAGGACCUACAUCACAAACCUUCAGAAGAACGGGUUCUCGCUCUUCGUCGUCAUGGAUGGCACCAUCGAGGAGGUCAAGGAGCAGACGGUCGUGCAGCGGGAGACUGACCUGGUCAAGACGGUGAAGCAGCUGACCAGCGCUGAGAAGUACUGGGGCAAGAAGGCACUUCCCAUCCUCUGCCGCCACGUGUUCGUCGAGGUCUUGCAGGCUCUCAACGUCAAGAUCGCGUUCGUGGACGGGGAGGCGGACAAGGUGGUGGCUGCUCUUGCGCGAGCCAAUACAUGCUGCGCCAUCUCCAAGGACUCCGACUUCUACGUGCUCGAGCUCCCUGCGGGCUACAUCCCCGUCGACAUGCUCGAGGUCAACCGCUCCGGUCACGUGGUCGCCAAGAGGUUCGCGCGCUCUCGCUUCCUCCAGGUCAGCAUGGUUGUGCAGGAAGAGGAGGAGGAGGAGGAGGAGGAGGAGGGGAUCACGUUGACGUGGGAGCAGGAGUUGGGGCUCAAGUCAGAGCUUUUCCCUCUCUUUGCGUCUGCUGUCGGCAACGACUUCGUGGGCCUGGAGCUUCUUCGUCCCUUCCACGUCAGCCUCGCUCAGGAGGAGGCGACUUUGCCUGCCGGCUGGCAGGGAGGAGACAAGGAGCCAACGAUCCGCGACCUCCUGAUUGUGAAAGUUGCAGCGUUCAUCGCCAAACAUGAGACUGAGAGUGCGGCGAUCAAGGCGAUCUUGGAAGCUGCGGUGAAGCAGCACGAGCAGGACGUAGCCAACGGGGAGGAAGUGAAGACAACGGGAGACGAGGAGGAGGGAGACAAGGCGCAAGUCUUCACCAAGGAAGCGUUGGAGGAGGCGAUCAAGACUUCCAUUGAGCAGUACAAACUCGAUCCUGCGCUCGUGAAGGCGAUAGGGCCGGAGACCAAGUUGACGACAGGAGCCAAGUGCGGCAUGUCGCCCGCGGUUGUGCAGAAAUUUCGGGAAGGAAACUUUGACGCGAAGACGAUCAACGUGCUGACCAGAGGCUCCUUCUGGUGUGGCGGGCUGGUGGAGGACGUGGAUGCUGAGUCAGCGUGGUCCUCCUCACGUCCCAUCCGCUCGGCCAUGUACGCGAUGCUGCUGGAGGGAUCGAGGAAGACUGUCAGCGAGCGGGUCCGAGUGGAGGGUCACAAGUUUGGGGAGGAGGAGGUGGAGGUCGCCUCCUCUAGCCCCCUGCCCUUCUCCGAGGUCUUGAAAGGAGCUGAUGCGGCCAAGAGGAGGAAGGUUCUGUUCGAUGUGCUCGGCGAGGCCCCGGCCAACGUCCCCGACAACCUUGUCCUUGCCGCUGCCUGCGUCCGCUACUGGAUCAAGACACAGGCUCCCAUCACCUCUGUGGAAGUCGCUGCCGUUCUUGCCACCAUGCUGCAGCGAGACGAGGACAAGAACAUUCGCCCGAGCAAGGAGGCGAGACCUGGAUGGUUCAGUAUCAAGUUUGCUCACAGACUCGCCCAUCUCCAAACCACCUUCCUUAGUGCGAACCUUCUCGACGAGAUCUUGUUGCAUCCUGUACCUGCGAUCAAUGCGGCAGAGGCAUAUGACGGAGAGUUCUGCCAUCGCUUCCAUCACCUUCAGUUCCGUGCCAAGGGCAUCUCUGCGCUUUCAGAACAGCUCCGCAAGGAUGGAGUCGACUGGCAGACGUUUUGGAGCAUGUACAAGGCAGUAACGGACAAACUUGAUGACAAGAUCAAAGGAAGCAUCCAAGAGAACCUUGAGGGCGGAAUCAUGUGGGGCCCCUCGGGUCCUGAGGGAAGAGACGAGACAGUGGAGAAAAAUGUCGACCUGUCCAAACUGGUUGACGCCAAGAAGGGCGCACAGGCCAAGGGUGUAACGGGAGGCCUGUUUGGAACUCUCCUAGGCGACGAGGAGGAUGACGAGGAGGAUGAAGAGGAAGAGGAGGAGGUUCCAGUGAAGCCAGCAAGCGCAGCGGGAGAAAGCGCGGCAGUAGAUGACGGGAAGAAGAAGAAGAAGAAGGAAGACGAGGAUGAGGAGCUUGCGAAGGUGUUGGCCGAGAUGGAGGCUGUUGAUUCGAAGCGAGAGCUGCAGAAGAAGAAGGAGAAAGACAGGAAGAAGAAGAAGUAG